CUCAUAUUUUUAGAAGAACUUGCCUAAGAAAAUGCUUGGAGAAGCCUUCUUAGCAGAAUUCAUUUACAAAGAACAGAAACAUGCAAAAAUUUGCAAACCCCUAAGAUGUAAGAAGACAUCAAAUGAUGAAAAGGAAAAUUGGGAAAAUAAGUUUUCAGAUAUACAGGACAAUUUAUCUCCCCUUCUUAAGAUGGGAAAUCAAGAGAAAGUUCUAGAAGGAAGUCUAACUGAACAAGAUAAUAAUACGUCUCAAAUGAAAUCUGUGGAUGAGCUACCUGCUGCAAAAUUGAAGAGUACACCUCUUCCAGGAAAUGUAUCCAUUGCAUUGCCCAUUCCAAAGAGGGGCCAUGAUGAAACACAACUGGAUUUAUAUCGAUCUUGGUCAUGUACAAGUAUUUGUCAGAAUUAUCCUGACCUACAGAUAGGAGGUGAUAAUGUUAGAAACAUGUAUGAUUCUGGCUGCUUUGUGGAACACGCCCAAGAUGAUGUUUGUAAUGGUCCUCUUUUGCUUUCAGUGGAUAUACCAUUGGGCCAUUCUCCUAAAAUUGAGCCUCUAGAGAAAACAUGCAGUUCAAAAUUAUUAAAUGGGGAUGAGAUUCGAGAAAAAAGCAUGCUGUCGCAUAAGCAACCUCUUUCUAAUUCUAUGCUUAAUAGUUACAUGGAAAAAAAGGUGGAUGAACUCUACAAACAGUUUUUGGAAGAAAAUCUUACCAGGUGCAUCUCUAUAACCAACUUCAUGGCUUCUAAUAUGCUGAUGAAUAAUGUUAAUCAGAUAAGCCUUCAAAUCUCUCAAGAGCAGAACAUAGAGGCAUCCAAAGCCCGAGAAGCCCUCCUCCACUCUUUAGCACUCUGUAAUCUUCGUAAUGUUUCCCACAGAAAUAGUACUGAAUUAAGCACACCUAACUUACAAAUAUCAAACCAGACCAGCCGGGAACUUGUAUGA
Molecule: messenger RNA, 943 nt
Organism: Cricetulus griseus (Chinese hamster)
Lineage: Eukaryota; Metazoa; Chordata; Mammalia; Rodentia; Cricetidae
Source: RefSeq, a predicted model, not a curated record